Messenger RNA from Gamsiella multidivaricata, 1843 nucleotides. RefSeq lists its product as uncharacterized. The record is from RefSeq and is a predicted model, not a curated record. Gene Ontology annotation, molecular function: RNA binding. NCBI's taxonomy places the organism in Eukaryota, Fungi, Mortierellomycota, Mortierellomycetes, Mortierellales, Mortierellaceae. The transcript has 5 exons. Gene Ontology annotation, cellular component: cytosol; cytoplasmic stress granule. Bases 99 to 1742 code for a protein of 547 amino acids. Gene Ontology annotation, biological process: positive regulation of translation.
CAGAGCACCAGCAACCCCUCGACAAUUACCAGCCUGUACUUUCUUGCAGUUCACACCAAUCAUUUGCAAUUACUCUACUUAAUCUAAACUACGCAAGAAUGAAUGGAGAUCCAGUCUUGGCGCAAAUGCCUCUCAGAGACGCUCUCGCGAUGACAAACGAGCCUAUCCACCCACAAAUUCAACACCGACAGACAUACGACAGAUCUUAUUCCAGGUCCAAUGCUGCCCAAGGAGGAAACCGCCCUUUCAUAGACGACAACUUUUCUCCGCGCACAACUCAAUCUCGAAAUCCAAUUGAUCGUGGCCACAUGAACAAGAACCAAGGCAGAGGCAAUCAUAUCAAAGGCAACAGCUUCAAGCGCAACUCUAAUGAAAGCAAUAGCACUAUCAGCAGCAGUGGUAUUCGCUCACAAAACCAACACCAACAGCAGGGGCAGCAGCAAAACCAUCAGUACCAGAGCAGCAACAGCUACAGACGUCAUGACUUUGCUCACAACAACAGCUUCAUCCACCCCAACAACUCUUAUCGCUCGAACCAACAACACUCAUCGCCAAAUCGUCGCCGACAUUCGAAUGACAGUUCCGUCAUGUCUUCCAGCACGCAUCACAACCUACGUAACCCUCGCAUUGCCCAGAAUGGUGCCUAUCAUCGCAGCACUGGUAUAACAAUGCCACGUUCAUUGUCGUUCACGCCCGGUCUUCCUCACAACUUGGAGUACAACACUCAUGGGUUGCAGCCUUCACAGUCACCAGGAGCGUGUCCGAGGGUUAGCAUUGAUGGCAGCUACCACCCAGAUGGCGGCUAUAUGACCCCACAUCCGAUGCACCAAAAUCCUCCUGCCCCAGAGCACCCUAAUAUCGUUUAUAGCCCACAAGUGCCGCCGCAAGCGGUGCAGAGCAAUGGAAUCUCUAUCUCUUUGAAAGGUCCAUAUCAGCAGCCACCGCAGCCUGUUUAUGCGAUCCCAUGGGGAUAUCAUCCGUCGCAUAUGGCACCGUUUGUAUCCCAGAUGAUGCCCAUGCCCUCUCCACCACAGCAAGCGACGUAUGAAGGACAGGAUGACAUGGAGGCCAAGGUUCAGUCAUCUCCUUCACAGAUUGCGACAAAUGGCAUGAGCGCUGGCGCUUAUGAUGAUCAAGAUGGUCGCGAUCGCCUACGAGAGCAACUCGAGUGGUACUUCUCACCAAGAAACCUUGCGACUGACACAUAUUUAGUUUCGAAAAUGGAUACAGACCACUGGGUGCCCAUCUCUGUAGUUGCAGAUUUUAGGAAGGUCAAGGCGAUCACAGACGAUAUCCAAGAGGUCGUCAAUGCCCUCCGGCGAUCAUGCAAGGUGCUUGUGGAUGAGACUGGAACCAUGGCGAAGGCCAUUACUGUCGAUCGACCCAGAACGACCCUCAUCUUACGCGAGCUGCCUGAAGACGCUACUGAAGAGGAAAUCAGUGCAUUAUUUGUUGAGGCCAAAUGUCCAGCAAAGCUCAUCACGAAAGAGGCUGUUGGAAACAUGUGGUUUGUGGAGUUUGAGACUGCAGCAGACGCGUUGGCAAUGCUCAACUACACCCGAGGGCGCUAUCUUCGUGGUGUUCCCAUCGCUGCCCGAUUGAAGUCGAACACCGUGCUAACUGAUAUAAAACCACUCAGCUGUCUAUGCCCAACUCGCAAAACACGCCUAUGUUGCAACCUGUUCCUGGCUGGACGCAGUCGCCGCCGAGUCACGCUCAGGAUGCAUCCAUGCUUGGAAUGAGUGUGCCUUAUCGCCGGUUUGCUGCAGAGGAGAACUUCGCCGCAGAGGAGGUGUGGUCCCCUACACUCACCCAGGGAUUCGUUCCACAGGAUAUGGCCCGU